CCUCUUCCCCACAUUCCCCUGCUUGUCCCCUUCCUCGUAGCAGUCUAUCAGCAGCAGCAUGUCCCGCUCACUCCAAGCAGAAGAAGCCGCCUUCCAGGCAGAAGUCGCCAAUGUCAAGCAGUGGUGGGCGACACCCCGCUUUGCUCGCACGACGAGGAUGUACACUGCUGAGGAUAUUGUUCGCAAGCGUGGGACGGUCAGGCAGUCUUAUACCAGCGACCAGAUGGCGAAGAAACUCUGGGGUGUCCUCUCUGAGCAUGCAAAGAACCAGACUCCCAGUAUCACCUUCGGCGCGCUGAACACGGUCCAGCUUACCCAGAUGGCAAAGUACCUUGACACGGUCUACGUCUCUGGCUGGCAGUGCUCUUCCACCGCAUCGACGUCUAACGAGCCCUCUCCCGACCUCGCAGACUACCCGAUGGACACGGUGCCUAACAAAGUGGAGGAACUGUUCUUCGCCCAGAUAUUCCAUGAUCGUAAGCAGGCGGAGGAACGACUUGCCCUUCCGGUGGAGAAGCGCGCUCCGCUUGGAGAACCGAUCGACUUUAUGCGCCCGAUCAUCGCGGAUGCUGAUACUGGACAUGGAGGCUUGACAGCCGUUAUGAAGCUCACCAAGAUGUUCAUCGAGCGCGGCGCUGCUGGGAUUCACGUGGAGGACCAGGCGCCUGGAACGAAGAAGUGCGGUCACAUGGCUGGCAAAGUGCUCGUCCCUAUCUCGGAGCACAUCUCUAGGCUCGUGGCUAUGCGCGCACAAUGCGACAUCAUGGGCACCUCGACGCUCCUCGUCGCUCGUACCGAUUCUGAAGCCGCGACGCUGAUUACCACGACGAUUGAUCCUCGCGACCAUGGUUUCGUGAUCGGGACGACGAACGCCUCUCUUGACCCGCUCGUCGACGUCAUGCGCGCCGCGGCGCAGCAGGGCGGAGCCCUGGAAGCAGUGGAACAAGACUGGGUCCAGAAGGCAGGAUUGUGCACUUACGACGCUGCUGUCCUCGCUGCUCUGAAGCAGACUGGUGCUCGCGCACAGGCAAAGAUUAACGAGUACACCCAGACUCCUCAUGCUAGUAACUCCAAGGCGAGAAAGCAUGCUGCCCAGCUGCUCGCUCCCCUCCCUGCGCCCUUCUGGGACUGGGACGCCCCUCGCACGAGGGAGGGGUACUACAGGUACGAAGGCAGCACGCGCUGUGCCGUCAACCGCGCUGUCGCGUAUGCGCCGUACUGCGACCUCCUGUGGAUGGAGAGCAAGAAACCGAUCUAUGAGCAGGCGAAGGAGUUUGCUGAGGGUGUGCAUAAGGUGCAUCCGGGCCAGUGGCUGGCGUACAACCUCAGCCCGUCGUUUAACUGGAAAGCCGCAGGCAUGUCGACAGAAGAAGAACGCACUUUCAUCUGGCGUCUGGCCAAGCUCGGCUUCGUAUGGCAGUUCAUCACCCUCGCCGGCCUGCACUUGACUGCACUCUCUACGGACGUGUUCGCAAAGGCGUUCGCAAAGGAGGGCAUGAAGGCGUAUGUGGAGCUUGUCCAGGAACCGGAGGGCGAGGCGGGUGUCGAGGUCCUGACCCACCAGAAAUGGAGCGGUGCAGAAUUCAUCGACGAAAUCCUUCGUAUGGUCAGUGGCGGAUUCUCCAGUACCGCGGCAAUGGGCGAAGGUGUCACAGAAUCACAAUUCGUCAAGCCUAAGCUCUAGGUUUCAAGUACUCCGAAGUGAUCAAUCAAUCGCAUCGCCGUAUCGGCCUGAGGAGACACCUGUACACUUCCACAUCCGUUCCCGGCAUUCGGUCCCCUUCCCUUCCUUUUCCCAUUCAUUAACCUAAAACAUCGGGGUGCGAAACCUAGACGAAACGGGAAAAAACGGGCAUUCUUUUCUUGUAGUGUGACCAAAACUUGUGUACAGCAGACAAUAGGAUUUGUUUAUGUGUGCUUGCGUGCCUCGGGGCUGUACUUGGCCUUUGAGGACCGGGGAUAGUCUGUCGUCAGGUACAGCAAGGGAGAAGUACUGGGACGUCUUCUC
Messenger RNA from Dacryopinax primogenitus, 2008 nucleotides. Its product is annotated as isocitrate lyase. Gene Ontology annotation, molecular function: isocitrate lyase activity. Gene Ontology annotation, biological process: carboxylic acid metabolic process. The transcript is spliced from 5 exons. The record is from RefSeq and is a predicted model, not a curated record. NCBI's taxonomy places the organism in Eukaryota, Fungi, Basidiomycota, Dacrymycetes, Dacrymycetales, Dacrymycetaceae. The coding region runs from base 59 to 1684 and encodes 541 amino acids.